GGUGACGGGUGCCCCCGACUCCAGCCCGGACCCUGGCCGGACUGCGCAGGGAGCAGGGGUCUUGCACGGUCGGCGCUGACCCGCCCCCCCCUACUCAGCCCAGAAAGGGGAAGGGGCCAAUGGAGGCGGUCGUCCUGAUCCCCUACGUGCUGGGCCUCCUGCUGCUGCCGCUGCUGGCUGUGGUGCUGUGUGUGCGGUGCCGAGAGCUGCCAGGCUCCUAUGACAAUACGGCCUCUGACAGCUUGGCCCCAAGUAGCAUCGUGAUCAAACGCCCUCCCACACUCGCCACCUGGACACCAGCCACCUCCUAUCCUCCUGUUACCUCCUACCCACCCUUGAGCCAGCCGGACCUGCUUCCCAUCCCGAGGUCCCCACAGCCCCCUGGGGGCUCCCACCGCAUGCCAUCUUCCCGGCAGGACUCAGAUGGUGCCAACAGUGUGGCGAGCUACGAGAACGAGGGUGCGUCUGGGGCCCCAGGUGCCCUGGUUGCAGGGAGGCUGGGGCCUGGGCUGGGCCCUGCUGAUCGCUGUGUCGUUACCUCAGAGCCCGCCUGUGAGGACGAUGAUGAAGACGAGGAGGAGGAUUAUCCCAACGAGGGCUACUUGGAGGUGCUUCCUGACAGCACGCCAACGACAGGCACUGCUGUCCCACCGGCUCCCGCACCCAGCAACCCUGGCCUCCGAGACAGCGCCUUCUCCAUGGAGUCGGGGGAGGAUUACGUGAACGUCCCCGAGAGCGAGGAGAGUGCAGACGUGUCUCUGGAUGGGAGCCGGGAGUACGUGAAUGUGUCCCAGGAGCUGCCACCCGUGGCUAGGACCGAGCCUGCCAUCCUGAGCUCCCAGAACGACGACGAGGAAGAGGGAGCUCCAGAUUAUGAGAAUCUGCAGGGGCUUAACUGAGGGUCCGCGCGAGGCCAUGCCUGUCCUCAAACCAGCCUUGCUCGGGAGUGCUGAGCUGGGCAGCUGGCAGUGGCUCUGGGGGACCCUCCUAGGCACCCCACCCUGACUGCAGCCUGAGAACAGCCUGAGAAUCUCCCCCCUAACUUAUUGUCACUUUGGGGUCCAGCCUGUGUGCCCCCAACACUCUGCACCUUCUGACGCAGCCUGAGAAUGAGCUACCCUGGCCCCAGCCCUAUUCGGCAGUAGAAUAAAGGCUGGUGUGGUCUGUA
Molecule: messenger RNA, 1168 nt
Organism: Puma concolor (puma)
Lineage: Eukaryota; Metazoa; Chordata; Mammalia; Carnivora; Felidae
Gene: LAT
Product: linker for activation of T cells
Biological process (GO): inflammatory response; regulation of T cell activation; immune response
Cellular component (GO): immunological synapse; membrane
Molecular function (GO): protein kinase binding
Source: RefSeq, a predicted model, not a curated record